GAUAGCAGACCUGAAAAUAAACAGUAGGUACUAGUAAUUUGAUUCAGUCAACGGUUGAGGUUCUUUCCCUCAAGGACUGAAUUGCUUUGUUUCCCAGAGUUCUCUGUUUCCGCCUCUCAUGUUUAAGUUUGGGUUCAGGACACUGGAGCUCCCAUUGUCCCAAACCCAGACAGUGGAGUCGUAAUGAAGAUUUAAAGAAUGAGCUGCUGGCAAGCUGCUAUGUUUGGUUUAGACAUGUCACUGUCCUCUAACUGCUCUUACGUUUUAAUUCCAAUCUGAGACUGACAUUAGACUUCCUAACCAAAUAUUCAGUGUAAUCCAAUGAUGAAUAUGAAAAGAACAUUUGCCAAACUGAGAUUACAGGAUUUUGGACUGGUGUGGCAAGGGUUCAUCAACACCAUCAUGUCUAUCCACAGAGAAGCGUGAUUAAUUAAUGUAAUUAACACUUUGAAGCCCCAAAAUGAGAGCACCAUUUUGCAUAAUAGGUGCCACUUUAGUAAAGAUAAAAACCAGAGGCUGUGGAUUGACCCACCAUCUUCCCAUCCCCCAUAACACUACUCACAAUGCUGGCUCGUCUCCAAUACACAAUGGGAAUUGUAGCUCUAGAGAGUCAUGCUGUUGUCUUUAGACACAUGCACCUACAAGCAGGAUUUAAUCUUCUAACUUAUUACAGGAUAAAGAGGAAAUUCCUCAUGGAAGCUCUAUUUUGCUUUGUUUUUCCCCCUCAUGGCAAAUGUUGUGAAUCACAUGAAAUUUGUGAAUAAUUACCUAAAUACUAUUAUAACUGAUAUUUGAAGCACCAAAAAAACUGUAACGAAUUUCUGUAUCCCCGGUGUGUCCCCCUAUAAAUGCAUUAUGUGUAAUGAGAAAGAAUAUAAUUUGGACUUUAUGAGCUCACUGGAUAUCUACUGUACUUUCAGUCAUGGUUGCAAACUGGCAAAACUUACAAACUCGUGCACUAUAUAGUCAGUAGUGAAUAGGGUGCAGUGUUCAGGCUGUCAGUUGAGGUAGGCCUCAUGGACAUGACGUCAUCCAAAGAGCGGUAUCGGGUUCCCACCGCAGCUGUUUCUUGUUACCUUGGAAACUCGGCUGCGUCUUCCGAACUACAAAAUCACCAAUGGAGGGAUUCGGGUCAUACUAUGUCUUUAAUGGGGGUGUCCAAAAAUUCGGGGCUCUUAAAGUUGAACAAUUUUUUUCUCUACUCACUAAUAUAUUGUAAUGAUUGAUAUAGAAAUGUCUCAUUGUGAUGAAAGAAACUCAUUCUGGUAUAGGCAGUAAAGGCGCUUCACUGUAACGGUCCACAUUUCCACCUAAAUAAUGUUUCCCGUAAUGGUACACUCCCUGCAGGAACUGAACCGAACUUUUCAUAGCUGGUGGAUUUCAAGGAAAGAUGAUAACUAUAACUCUGCAGUGUUUUGUAUGAGUUUAUAAUAUAAGUUAAAUAAACAAACAAAUAAAUAAACAGUGUUGAUUUAUUUAAAACGUCUGCAGCGUCUUGACGGGAGGUCUCAGCCUGAAAAGGGGAACCUCAGGAUUACAAGCUCUGGGGGAUUGUAUGGGACAGCUUGCAUGUGUGCGUGUAUGAGAGAAGAUUGAGUCCCUGUUUUGCCGGCUUGAGCAUUGACUUUACCAACUGCACUCACUCUGGGUCACUCUUCAGACUGAUGUGGAAUGCGACUUCUGGUGACCCCCUUCAACAAGUCUUCUUUCAGUGAGCAGCACUGGGAAGAGCAAGGAUAAAAGACAGGAGGUGACACAAAAAAAGAGUGAGCAACAACAGCAGGAGCAGAUCACACGAGUCAGGACAAAAGGAACGUGCAAGAAAAUCGUCAAUACAAAAGACUUUUCUAGGGAGCUGGAAGUUUGGAAACACUAAGGGGUACGGACCAUUAGCCUCUGUUUCACCCUUCCUUGAAUUGCUCCCUUUAUCACAUUCACUGAUCUAAACCCAUCAUGCCUGUGGAGACCCUUCAUCCCUCAGAUGGUCGUCUGUCUGGAAAGCCUUUUACCUCAGCCAUGCCGCUCCGAAUCCUAAACAAGGGCCCAGACUAUUUCCGCAGGGUUCUUGAGCCUGGUGUACGCAAGCUGAGCGCUGUCGAGCGUCUGGAGGCCGAUAAGGCCAAGUAUGUGAAGAGCCAGCAGGUGGCUCUCACCAGGCAGGAGCCCAUCAAGCCCCCAGUCAUUCGCAAGCCACUGAUGUCUCCGGCUAUGAUGCUGCACACACCGCCGGCCAGGAAAGUCCCCCGCAGACCCUCAGACACCGAAAACGGGGGACAGGGGCCAUGCAGGGUAACGCCGCUCAACCUGGAUGUCCUUAACAAUCUUAUAAACAUCUCUGAUGGGUCCCAACCCUCAUCCCCUGCUCCUAACUCUCCCUCUCCCUCAGCCAUGUCUGGGCAGUCAGCAGAACCUCAGCAGAGUUGUGGCUUUAAUGGGCAUGUUCUGUUGAAGCCUGUUUCUUCCUGCACUUCCUCUUCUCUCAACAGUCACAUCCAGCCUUCUUCUCUUGCUUCUCCUACUCCCGAGCCGAGCCACAGACCUCCACCUGUGCCAGCCCGAGUUUCUAGACUCCCGGCACAGGGCAAGUACAGCAGCCCAAACCCUGUGACAGUGCGGCGGGUCGAUGUGCGGCCACAAGCGGAGAUCAGGAAGCCCCAGAGGAUGCCUCUACAGCCUCAGUCCAAACCUCUACAGCUGCCGCCUAAACCCAGACAGACACCACAGCCCCAGGCCCCACCCCCACACACACCAUCCUUUAAAUCCCCAUCUCUUCCCUCACACUCUCCAUCGCCCCCCUGCCUACCCUCCAGCCCCCUGUUGCUUCGAGCAGGCAUGUUACCCCCAGCCUCACCAGCCUGCACCCGCUUAUCCUCUGCAAGCUCACGGGGCUCAACACGGAGACGCCCCUCACUUCACCGCUCCAAAUCAGACCUGAGCGACCGGUAUGCACGUGCCAACGCUGACCUAGAGCGCUUCUUCAAUUACUGUGGCUUAGAACCAAGCGAAUUGGAGGGUAUGGGCAUGGAGCAUUUUGGACGUGCCAAUUCUGAUAUCGUCUCUAUUUCAAAGCUCCGCAGCGUCAGCACACCCAGCUCCGAGUGUGGAGAUGAAGGCCAUGCUUACAGGGAGGAGGAAUAUGAUGAAGACGACGAUGGCCCUCCAAGGCCCAGUGAACGUGCUCCCUACGGCAUCUCGGUCAUCGAGAGGAACGCACGUGUCAUCAAGUGGCUCUACGGGAUCAGACAGGCUCGGGACUCUCAAAUUGUUUCCAAUGUAUAGGUGCCUCACUGAAACACCAAAACACUGGUGAGAAGGAAAAUAAUGGGGACAGAUCCAGAUCAAACAUGCCCCAGUUUAAUGAUGUCUUUUUACAUGCAAUAUAUUUAUUAUGUUUUUUGAGACUCUUGAAGAAGAUAUUUUGUGUUGUAUAUUUGUGAUCAGUAUGGCGUAUUCUUUAUUUGCCUUACAGUAAGCUCAAGGAUAUUGGUUACUAUACAUUUCGUUUGUGUUACAUCAUUAUAGAUAUUUUGUCACCGCAGCCUUUUUUUUUUGUUUCUUUUGGCAAUGUAAUUUAGGCUGUAAUGAUUUACCUCAAAGGGACAGAAGACUGGAGCAAGCUUUAGCUUCUCUGCACAUUGACUUAGAAAGUGAAAGUCAUUUAAAGCAAUAAUUAAAGUACUGGAUACUAAGAGCCAUGAGUGUGACUGAAUGGAUGAUGACAUUUGUGAUGAACACAGCAAUAGGCCAGCUAUAAUGUUGAUAAUCAGGUACUUAGUCUUUAUAUCAUAUUCAGUAUUUUUAAAAAAAUCAGAUAUGCAUUGAUAUGGGAACUGUGGCUUCCAAUAUGCCAAGAGAAGAAUAGUAAGGGCUUAGUUAUGAUAAACCAGGUACAGUUCGAGGAAGUGAGUGCAGCUUUCUGAGAGGCUGCAGUCCCCCAGUCACAGAUAGAAAGGUUGAAGUACACCACAUCUUGGACUAGGAGGCAAGGUCUAGUCAGCCUACAUUACAUUAAGAUGUACACACACACACACACACACACACACACACACACACACACACUGAUACACAUAGAUGCAUGCACUCAAAGGAUCAUUAACACACUGACUACUGGUCACUGUGCAAGAGUUGUUCUGUCAGCGUCAAGUGUGAAUGUGUUGAAGAGACAAAACAAGUGUGUGGAGAUAUGGCACUAGUGAAGCGCAAGUCUCGAUGAUACUGUGAAGGAACUCCGAGCAGCUUUCAACGUCUUUUAAAACAUGGCUGUGAUUUUUGUCAGCAUGUACGAGCUUCCGUUAGCAUGCAUGCUUCUAUGUACAGGUGAUAUAGCAAAGCACAGAUGCAAGCGAAAAACAUUCCAGCAUUAAUGUUCAAAAACUGAGUUUUGUGGUUUGAUUUUAUUCUGUUUUAUUUUCUGUGUUCACGCAGCAUUAUUUCUUCCUGUCCAGGUUUAUAUCAUUUGGGAAAGAACGUUGUCAUGUGUCAGAUGGAUGCAGGAGGUUGAUGGGAAAUAGCCUGAGAGAGCAGGAGUCAGUUUGUCAGAACUCUCAGAUAUAAGAACACGCUCGCAUCUCUUUUCUGCAGAGAUGAACGGUUGAAACAGAAAUGUUACUUGUAGUAAUGCAAAAUGACUUGAUCUGUGGACAGAGCUGUUUUUCCACUUUUUCUUUUUGCAGUUUUUUCAUUUCAGUUUUUCACCAACAGUCUGAUGUUACAACACAGCAAGCAUUCAGGGUUUGCUUGCUUUUUUAGUAUGCAGUUUAACAUUUGUAUAUGCAUAUUUUCAAAAGUGAAAGACUUACACACAUGCUAAUAAUACCUGUGUAGAAAUCACGUCAAUAAAUAUGCUUAGCCAUGAUCUCUGGGCAAUGAAUUAUGACCAGGGUUGUGUGGUCAGCCUACUAGUGCUUUCAGCACUGACUCAUUAAAGACUGAAUUUCUGAUGUCUUCUAAUGAUGCUAAUAAAGAGAAAAUGUUUUGGAAGAAUAUGUAUGUGCAUUUACUCCAUCUUUAAAUUCAGUUUACAUUUCAUGAACCCUUAUAACCCU
Molecule: messenger RNA, 5045 nt
Organism: Ictalurus furcatus (blue catfish)
Lineage: Eukaryota; Metazoa; Chordata; Actinopteri; Siluriformes; Ictaluridae
Product: protein FAM110B
Exons: 2
Coding region: 1954-3279 (441 amino acids)
Source: RefSeq, a predicted model, not a curated record